This is a messenger RNA of Cicer arietinum (chickpea), 2009 nucleotides long. Its product is annotated as UBP1-associated protein 2B. Gene Ontology annotation, molecular function: RNA binding. The record is from RefSeq and is a predicted model, not a curated record. Lineage: Eukaryota; Viridiplantae; Streptophyta; Magnoliopsida; Fabales; Fabaceae.
CUAAUAUUUUACGAAAGAAAAACCACAUGUUGGAGUGAGGUGAAUGUGAUUGAUUCCCAAUCCUGAAAACCCUAGCAUCCACUCUCACUUCACUCGAACAAAAACCAUGGUGAAGAAGCGAAAACUCCCAGCUAAAUCUUCUCAACCAGCAGAGGAACCCCCACUCAAGCAGCAUCAACCGGAGCCGGAGCUAGAACCGGAACCAUACAUCCCCGCCGAAGAAUACGAAGAAGUCGAAGAAGAAGUUGAGGAAGAAUACGAAGAAGUAGAGGAGGAAGAGGAGGAAGAAGAAGAAGAGGAGGAGGAGGAGGAAGAAGAAGAACAACCUCAAGGAGUCGAAUACCAAGACGAAGACGAAGAACCAAUCCAGAAGCUUCUAGAACCUUUCACUAAAGACCAGAUCGCGAGUCUUCUUUGCGAGGCGGCUUCUAAACACCGUGACGUGGCUGAUCGGAUCCGCAAAAUUGCCGAUGGAGACGCGGCGCACAGGAAAAUCUUCGUUCACGGUUUAGGAUGGGACACCACCUCCGCAACCCUAAUCAAUGCAUUUUCGCAAUACGGUGAAAUCGAAGACUGUAAAGCGGUUACUGACAAAGUUUCCGGUAAAUCCAAGGGUUACGGUUUCAUCCUCUUUAAGAAACGAAGCGGAGCGCGAAACGCGUUGAAGGAGCCUCAGAAGAAGAUCGGUAACCGUAUGACGGCGUGCCAGCUGGCAUCCAUAGGUCCCGUGCAGAAUUCUCUGCAACCUACGCCGCAGGUUACGCCGCAAACGUCUGAGUAUACGCAGAAGAAGAUCUAUAUCAGUAAUGUUGGCCCCGAUCUUGAUCCUCAGAAGCUUUUCACGUUUUUUUCGCGGUUUGGAGAGAUUGAGGAAGGGCCGUUAGGGCUUGACAAGGCAACGGGAAAACCGAAAGGGUUCUGUUUGUUUGUUUACAAGAGCGCUGAGAGUGCGAGGAGGGCGUUGGAGGAGCCUCAUAAGGAAUUCGAGGGACAUAUUUUGCACUGCCAGAAGGCAAUUGAUGGACCUAAGGUGGUGAAAACACAUCAUCAACAACAACAGCAACAACACGUGAAUUCAUUGAAUCCGUUGAAUCAUCUGAAUCAAUUGACUCAGAGGACGCAAUAUCAGAGAAAUGACAAUGCUGGAUUUGUUGUUGGUGGUGGUGGAAGUAGUGUUGCAGUUAGCCAACAAGGACAUUUAAUGGCGCCGGCAGGACAAGGACAGGCGGUUGGGUACAAUCAGGCUGCUACUGCCGCAGCAGCGCAGGGCCUGAACCCUGCGCUGACUCCGGCGCUUGGACAGGCUUUGACGGCCCUGCUAGCUUCUCAGGGUGCUACUUUGGGAUUGACUAAUUUGUUGGGGAGCCUUGGAACGAGUACUGCGGUUAAUCCAGGUGUUCCUACUGCGGGACACGGAGUUCAGAGUGGAUACAGUGCUCAGCCUGGUAUAAAUCCAAGUGUUAUGGGAGGAGCAUAUGGGAGUUCAGUGCCGCAGGUGCAAUAUCCGAACCAGCAGGUUGGACAGGGUGGUUCUGGAAGAGGGCAAUAUGGUGGUGCUGCACCUUACAUGGGGCACUAGGUGGGUCGCAGAUUCUACAUAAGUGCAUCAGUCUUUUAUUACUGGCCUGGUGAUUCUUCUGAAGUUUAAGGAGCUGAUGCAAUUGGCGUGUUUAUAAUGAAAUAUAAAUUAGUACAAUGAUCAGACUAUAAAAAUUAUCAAACCGAGUUCUGUUUUCGCCGCUUACUUUUUCAUCCUUUCUUCUGUUUCAAAAUAUUGUACUAUUUUGACUUUUAGUUUAUCUUUUAAAAAUCUAUGGAACUGAUUUUAGUAGUACUUUUAAGUUUGAACUAUUGUUUUAUCCGUACUAGAAUGAAUUUGAGAUGCUGAACAAAUUAUAUUUUCAAAUUUAUGUUUGUGUGAACCAGUGUGUAAGCUUGGUAUUCAAGAGCCGUUUGACAGUGUUUUAUAUAGUUAUUGAAUACCAUUUUCCCUUUUUUUAAUUAUUCAA